AUGUCUGCUCCAGCACGACCACUGGCUGCCCUCAAAUCUGCACUGCGCCAAUUGCGCGCCGACAAGCACCAUUCUCGCUGCUAUGCCACCGCCGCUCCCGCCGCCAUCCCCGGCAGGCCUGUAAACUUCCACCCGGGCGCCAUCAUGACCGGCCGCAACAACGAACACAGCAUGAAGAAAAUCCCCGUCUUCCCCGCCGUCCCCUCAGCCCGCACAACCUGCAAAGACCCCAUCGCCGCCCUCACCACCUCCCAAAUAACCACCCUCGACCCCACCGGCGCCCGCACCCGCCUCUUCUCCCGCGAAAACACCGACCGCGCAAACGUCGGCGACAUCCUUCUCGUCCGCCUCAAGAACGGCGACCAAUACGCCGGAGUAUGUCUCAACAUCCGCCGCCAAGGCAUCGACACUGCAAUCCUCUUGCGCAACAACCUCACGCGUGUGGGUGUAGAGAUGUGGUAUAAGAUUUACUCGCCCAAUGUAGAGGGUGUUGAGGUUGUGCAGAGGAAAGAGAAGAGAGCCAGACGAGCAAGACUUUACUACAUGCGCCAGCCCAGACAUGAUGUGGGCAGUGUGGAUAACAUUGUCAGGCAGUACCAGAGGCAGCGUGCCAUGUUGCGCAGCUCAGAGGUCAAGAGCAGAGAUUCCAACUCGCGCAAAAAGAAGAACAACAAGCGUGGUUCCAACUAG
Messenger RNA from Aureobasidium namibiae CBS 147.97, 690 nucleotides. Its product is annotated as mitochondrial ribosomal protein-like protein. Gene Ontology annotation, molecular function: structural constituent of ribosome. The record is from RefSeq and is a predicted model, not a curated record. Gene Ontology annotation, biological process: translation. The transcript has 2 exons. Gene Ontology annotation, cellular component: ribosome; mitochondrial large ribosomal subunit. NCBI's taxonomy places the organism in Eukaryota, Fungi, Ascomycota, Dothideomycetes, Dothideales, Saccotheciaceae. Bases 1 to 690 code for a protein of 229 amino acids.